AAAAAUUUCUGGCGUAUGACUUAUCGUCGGAUUACAAAACAUGCAAUAACGGUUAUGUUUAUAUAAAUAGCUACAAACAAAACAAUUGUUUCUGGUUUAUAAAGGAAAUGCAUUGCACUUUGUCUUCAUUAUAAGAGAAUAAUCGGACACAUUUCUAGUGAAAAUGAAAAUGCGUUUCAAUCACAUAUAUUAUUUUCUCUAUUUCACACUUUAUUACACCUUCGCCAUUUCUUCUCCAGUAGAAAAAGACUUAAGAGAUGUUAAAGAGGAAGAAAAGCCUUUAACAAAAGAAGUCACUGUAUCAGACAUGGAGGGGAUAAAUAAGGUUCGCGUAAAACGACAAAGUGGAGCAGGGAAAUAUACGGAAGCCGCUAAAAUGCCAAAGGUGAAACAGAUGAGGCUUUUCUUGCAGUUGUUCAAGAAUUUUUGGGACGCUGCAUACAUAGGUGGUUCACAUCCCUUUCAUCCCAACAUACCUAAAGCGGCGAUCGCGUUGUAUAAACAGAAAAUAGUGGAGUUCUUUGUCCCCGAUGUCGGAAGAGACCCCAACAAAGAAAUGGCCUAGUUAUUAUAAUAAUUAUAAUAAAAUUGUUUUACAAUUAUAUUUUGUAAAUAUAUUUUAUAUUACGUU
Molecule: messenger RNA, 631 nt
Organism: Danaus plexippus (monarch butterfly)
Lineage: Eukaryota; Metazoa; Arthropoda; Insecta; Lepidoptera; Nymphalidae
Exons: 3
Coding region: 164-565 (133 amino acids)
Source: RefSeq, a predicted model, not a curated record